Molecule: messenger RNA, 726 nt
Organism: Sorghum bicolor (sorghum)
Lineage: Eukaryota; Viridiplantae; Streptophyta; Magnoliopsida; Poales; Poaceae
Exons: 1
Coding region: 252-449 (65 amino acids)
Source: RefSeq, a predicted model, not a curated record
AAACCAGGGCACGCCGCUGCCCACCGGACGCGACACGCAGCGAGUCCAGCUUCCCCACCUGAUCUCAUCGUCGUCAUCUCCCCUCCCCGAAAGCCGACGACGCCUUUUAAAAGCCUCGCAUCGCCCGCUCGGACGAUGCAAGUCCACAUCCAGAAUUCCGGGGUCCGCUGUCCAAGACCAAAUCCAAAUCCCAAUUCCCACCAAUCCCCAGCGGAGAUUUUGAAAGCAGGCUCAUCUCGUUCCUUGCAGCAAUGAUUCUGGUGGCGGUAGUGGCGGAGCUGCUGGAGGAGUACACGGCGCUGGUGGCCCGGGUGCUGGAGCAGCUGCUCACCGACGCGCCGUUCCCGCGCCGCAUGCGCUUCCUCAUGCUGCGGAGCCUCCCCUUCGUGCCGCCGCCUCUGCCCCCGCCGCCGCCGCCGCACGCCCUCCACGUCACCACCCGGGGCUGAUCGAUCGAUCGAUCGGCUUCAUUUCAGGGCGGCUUUCAGCUGGCCCGCCAUGGCCACCCACUAGGUAGCCUGUGCUUGAGGCAGCUGAUGAACACAGAUUAGGUUGUUGAUCAAUGAUCCACGGUGUGUUUCGUUCGUUUCUCGCUUUCCUUUUAUCAGCUCUUGGCUACACGGAUUUAAUACUGUCUCUGUCUCUUUGAAGACUCAUUUGUCAUUUGUUCUGUAAAUAUUCUUGGUACUAUGAACCAUGAGAAGACUUUCUUUGACACUUUCUUGA